GCUUCCGCGUUGUCCGUUCGUUCGGUCGUCCGUCCGCGUCUUCAGCGUGAUCACCGUAUACUCGCACGGCGUACUGUCCGAUCCCGGGAGACUCCGUCUGAUUGUCUCUCACAAACGUGAAUCGUUCCGGUUCGUCUUGUCGAUUUUUUUCCCUUUAUAAUACUUUCGAUUUUCGAACCCGCCGAACUCUUUUUCGCGUUUUCGUGCACCGACCGUGAAACUUUCGCGUGAUCAAUUCGCGAGCGCCGUCGCUCUGCACUUUCUUCUGUCCCCUCACCCCAUCCCCCCCAAAAAAACCACCACGACCCGAUUUACUGUCGUACGGGACACGACACGUCCGAUAGUGACGAGCGAAACGAUCUACGUCCCGGAAGAGUGGCCGCUACGGUAGCCAGCGUCGUCUACGGGUGACUUAUCGGCCAGUACUUACAGCCAGUGUAACCGUUUUGUGACACACGUAAUCUACUGCAGCGGACGCGGAGGAGACAACAAUUCUCUCGCGCAUGAGGAAGGCAGUCGCGCCGCAGUGAUCGUCGUCGGUCGGCCGACCGCCGCCGCCACCACCGCCGCCACCGCCUCCUACCUACCGUCAUGACAAUGACGACAACAACGACAACAACAACAACUGCGAUGACGGCGAUCGCGAUCUGGUGCGUGGCCGCUGUGAUGGGCGCCGCCGGCGGUCUGGUGUUGGACGGCACGUACGGCCAGUUCCGGAAGUGGAACGCGGGCGUUAACGGCACGCUUGAGAUGGAGUUCAAGACGCGGUCGCCAAACGGGCUGCUCAUGUACACAGACGACGGCGGCACGUACGACUUUUUCGAGCUGAAAAUGGUGGAGGGCACCAUGCGGCUGCGGUACAACCUGGGCGCCGGUGCCCAGAUACUGAUGGCCGGCCACGACCUGUACGACGGCAGGUGGCACCGAGCGGCCGUCGAGCGCCGCGGCCGCGUCACCGCUCUGACCGUGGACAACGCAACCAGCGCGGCCGCGUCCGCCGGCAAGGAGCUGCAGUUCGGCCGGCUGGCGUCCAACUCGGCCGUGUACGUGGGCGGCAUGCCCGGCUGGUACAACGGCCGGCUCACCCGGCUCGCGCUGCCCAGCGUCAUAUUCGAGCCCCGGUUCAGUGGCGCCGUCCGCAACGUUGUCUACACUGACGACUUUUACCCGUACCCGAGGCGGCAGACCGCAAUCACAGAUCCAGCCCGACAGCCAAAGUGCACUGGUGCAAGAUGUCGUCGUACGCUGAAUAGAGACAAAAAGACAAAGGUUACCAAUGGAGGAAUUAAUGGACAUCAUCGUGGUGGAGGUAAUUCAGAUGCCUGUGAAAAACACGACCCUUGUCAACAUGGUGGAAUUUGCAUAUCUACAGACGAUGGGCCAAAAUGUCAAUGUCGCGAUAAAAAUUUUGAAGGGGCAUACUGCGAGAUAGAUAAGGUAAUGGCAGAAGCUUCAUUUACUGGAGGAGAAUUUUUGAAAUACGCAUUCGAUGGUAACACUGAAGGAGAUUCAUUCGUAUUGCAUUUCAAAACUAAAAAAACAGCUGGACUACUUUACCACAUGGGAGACGGCUCUAGUAACUACUUAAACGUGGGUAUCGUAACUGGUGGUAUUACAGUGACGAUGAGAGUGGGAACGGGCUCAUUAGAUAUGUUUAUCAAGCCAAACAGAAUACGGUUUGACGAUAACCAAUGGCAUAAGAUAUCAGUCACACGCAAAGUACAAGGGAUAUCUGCAGUCACCAGUUUUUGCAAGCUGGCCGUGACAGUGGACGAGGUGUACGGCGAACAGGGGAGUUCUGCGGGCGCGUUUACGUCCUUGACCCUAGGAUACUUAUACCUGGGUGGCAGUGAGAACACCGUCGCGUUGCCGGGCACAAAAGCGAGCACAAACUUCGUGGGAUGCAUUCGAAAAGUGGAGUACACUUCCGAUGGCGUAAAUAAAUACGAUUUCUUAGAAAUGGGAAAAACUGGCAUUUCGACUAUACAAGUAUAUGGCCGAUUGCAAUUUUCGUGCCAAGACUUUGGAAUGGACGAUCCCGUGUGCCUGUCUACGCCCCGAUCAUUCCUCACGUUGCCUAAUUGGGACGGUACGACCAGUGGUUCAAUUUCAGUAAAGUUUCGGACCAACGAGCCAGAUGGUCUAUUAUUUUUCAGCAGAGGUCAAACUGAACAUACCUCUGGUAUUUAUGCGGUUGAAAUGGUUGACGGACGACUCUACGUGUAUUUGGAUUUGGGCGCUGGCGGCACUCGUGCUGAAGUGAGUUCGGAAAAGAUCAAAGUCAACGACGGUCAAUGGCACGAGUUUUCGAUAUGGCGUAAUGACAGAGAUAUACACUGCACCGUAGACGAUUACUCUUCAGAUUUCACGACAAACGGUGAUUCUAAUCAGUUACACCUACAAAACGGUAUCAUGUUGGGAUUCGGUGGUCGGGCGGUGUACCACAAAAAGAUACCACCUGGCGUGUGGACACUGUCAUUGGAAACGGGAUUCGUUGGGUGCGUGCGUGACCUCGUCCUGGAUGGUGUAGCAAUCAAUUUGGUCAGCUCGUCUCUAGAACAGGACCACGUGUCCGUAACUCCACAUUGCCCUGAAUCUACAAACAGUUGCAAAUCAGACACUUGUUACAAUGGAGGAAUUUGUCACGAAGGCUGGAACCGUGUGAUAUGUGACUGUUCAAACACCGAGUACGCUGGAGCCACUUGCAUGAAAGAAUCAUCCAUGUACAGUUUUAACGGAACACAAUACGUACAAGCAAUAAUGCCAGAAAAGAUGACAACUCAAGUUGAAGACAUGUAUUUUCGAUUCAAAACAAAUAGACCGUUGGCCGUAUUAAUGAAGACUUUCGACAGUUCAUGGGAUAGGCUGGAAAUUGCAUUGAUAGUUGGAAAAAUUAGAUUAGCCUUAAAAAUCGGUGACAAAGAAAAGGUGGUUCUAUGUGGAUCUCAUUUAGACGAUAAUAACUGGCAUUCAGUGCACUAUAUAAGAAGGGCACACGAAAUUCGUUUGAAAGUGGACAAUGUUACUGUUAAAAAUGAUUCCGAUAUGGAAGAUAAAAUAACUCUUAGAUGGCAAGGUCUAUUAGUUGGUGGAACACCUCCUAAGGAUCCAGACGCUUUAGCAAAUCUCCCCAGCUUCAUCGGUAGCAUCCAACAAUUUAUACUCAACAAAAUUAAUUAUUUUGAUCUCGCAAAAAUUUCAACCAAAGGCUUUUCGGAAGACUUGCCCAAAGUACACAUGACCUCCAAAUAUCAAAAACAAGAAAAACCUCCUUCGUUGGUGCACACGGUUACGUUCCUAUCAAAGAAUACGUUUAUAGGAUUGCCACCAUUAAAGGCCUACUCCAGAAUGGAAGUUUACUAUCGAUUUAAGACUAAGCACACAUCCGGAUUGUUUUUCUACAACGGUGGAAAACACAACGACUUUGCACUUGCCGAAUUGAUCAACGGCCACAUACUUAUCAACAUUCGUUCAGGCACGCACGUGAUUCGACUUCGGGACACUUCGAAGAAUAGUUACAGUGACAACUAUUGGCAUUCGGUGCACUUGUUACAAAUAUCGGCCACUAUGUUUUGUCUACUUAUUGACGAUCAGGUAGCGUCAACCACAACCAUCUCUAGACCACACAAUAUACAAUUGAACGGGAUGUUUUAUGUUGGUGGCGUGCCUAAAGAAUUGCAUAAACGUCAGUCAAAGCAUAUACACUCGAGACACGGAUUUGAGGGAUGCAUGUCCGGAUUGGAAUACAAUGGCGAAUCUCCGGACAUGGUCGAGAACGCCACCAUACCCAGCACACUCGUCACCGUUGGUUGUGACGGACUCAGCAAAAUGUGCACGCAAGACAUGUGUGACAACCACGGAACGUGCGUGGAACAGUGGAAUUCGUAUUCGUGCGAUUGCGACAUGACUGCAUUCGUUGGACCGACAUGUUCUGAACCGUCUAUUUCUUAUGAUUUUGGCCCUGAUGGGGGUCUUGUGACAUAUGCGUUCCCCGACGGACGGCAACCAGAUAUGCAAAACGACCUAUUGGCUUUGGGUUUCAUCACGUCCAAGUCCAGCGGUGUGCUGUUCCGUGUAGAAAGUGGCACUUCUGGUGAUUACCUACAACUUGAAAUGGUGAAUGGACACAUUGUAGUAAUUUACAACGUCGGGACUAAUGACCAUCCUAUCGGUGAGGCAAAUGUCAUAGUGAACGAUAAUUCCUAUCAUUUGGUCAGAUUUGUAAGGUCGGGGCCAAACUCGACUUUGCAGGUGGACGAUAAUAGUAUGCAAACUCUGUAUCCUUCAGGACAUCAACUCAGCGUGUUCAAUAGACAGUCAACAAUUCAAGUUGGUGGUCGGUGGAAUAAAACUAAACAACGUAUUGAAGACGCGUUCGAAGGAGUUAUGGUGGGUUUGGUCUUCAAUGGCCUCAGAGUGUUUGACUUGACGGCCAACAGAGAUCCAAGGACAACCAGCAAAGGAGAUGCUCAGCAGUUGUCAUCGAUUUUGGACAGGCUGAACGAACACUCUCUGCUGGAUACCAUGCAACAGACACCAGCAUCCGGGGUAAUGGACGACUUAGUCUACUCUGGAGCAGGAUCUGGUUGUAACCAUGACGAUGAAGACCAGUGUACUGUAACAUUUGAUGUUGGGUCUGGAGAUGACUUGAUUACACCCGUCUAUGUACCUCCAACAGUUGUACCACCUCCAUCAUUAGUAACUGAAGUCCCUGGAGCGUGUGAUGACGAAGAAACCGAUUGUAUUACGGGUUCUGGAUUUGGCCCAACGUCUUCUACUGACGAUUCAGCCACUACUAUUAAAAGUUUACAUCCGGUGGUGACGACGUUCAACGGCGCUACCAACUGGACGACGUCGUCCGUUAACCGAUCCUCGGGGGUGGAACAGCAGUCGGCGAACAAGACCGGCGCGGCGGGCACGGCAAGUACCGCGGUCCCGGCCACCAAUCAAACGGAUCAGUCCUGGUCGUCGGCGGUCACGACCACCGCGACGAAAACGGCCACGCACUCAAGGGUGUCCGGUACCGAGGUAAGCGCGACCGCAACCGCGGUGACGAACACGAGCAGUUCGGCCGGCGUGUCGUCAUCCGGCGGCAACGAAAAGUCAACCGGCACUGUGGUAAUUACCACAAGCACUAUCAGUACCACGAUGCACUCGACAUUCUUCGACGGCGACAAGCAGACGAACGUGAAAUCGGGCGGUGGCGUGGGCGGCGGCGGUGGUUACGAAUACGGCGGCGGCAACCGUUACGGUGGCGGUUACGACGAACGCGAUGGCGAAACGAUGAUGACCACGCCAAACGUGGUUUUCGGCGGCGAUCAUUUCCCGCCGGCGGCCAAACCGACGCCGCCCAAGCACGCCGAGCCGCCGAUCAACACGAAAGCGGCCGAGAGCACGGCGUUCGUAGUGCUCGUCACGGCCGCCACGCUCAUCAUCAUCGUGCUCAUCAUACUGCUCGUGCUCAAGGUCAAGUACAGGACCGACACGAACAGGUACAAGAUCGAAAUGCCCAAAGCUUACGGAGCGCCCGUCGAACAGGGCUCGGACAGGGGUGGCCUGUGCCAGCAGCAGCAGCAGCAGCAGCACCAUCUGCACCACCAGCAGCAGGCCAACCUGCUGUCGCCGGGCAACUAUCCGUCGUCGGCGCAGUCGUCGCCCACGUACGCGCACAACAACUUCAGGCCGCACAGUGGCGGAAGCGGUGUCGGCGGCAUCGUCGGAGUGAGCAACAAGCCGAAGAAGAGACAGGACGUCAAGGAGUGGUACGUGUGAGGCGGCCAGGCGUACACGUGCCGUACGCUCACCGCCGUUCCCAUACGGCACUGCUCGGAAAACAAUAACGAUAAUAAUACGCCCAAAUAUUAUUAUACCUACGACUUAGUAUUGUGUAUAUAAAGUGUACGAUAACGUUAUCAUUUAGGUACCUAUUUAAUAUUAUUAUUAUUGUGAAAUUUGUAAAUGUACAUAAUAAUAGGUAGGUGUAUAAUAGGUAUAAUAGGUAGCCCAUGUAAAUAUUAUAAUAUAUUUCGCGAGUCGCGACGACGUACGGAAACGGACCGUGAUUGCAUUGGUGGCGGUAACCGCACGUGGUAUAUAACAAUAUUAUGUGUAACCGCUUGCAACCAUAACAAUAUUGAACAGCACGCAUUGUUACCAUACGCGUAACGCCGACGUGAACGUUUAAACCAGCCCAACUAUAAUAGUUCUGAAUCGUGUUAUAUUUUAUAAUAUCGCAUUGAACGAUUGUUCACGAUAAAAUAUUCUUCGUCGAGCAUGAUAAUAAUAUAUUAUUAUUGUUUGUUAUACUCACAAUGUACAAUGACGUAUUGUAUCAUAUAAUAAUAUUAUAUCAUAUCCUAAUGGGUACUGUAAUUUACGGGACGAUCGAAUUGUAUUCGAGAAAAAAAAAUCGUCCGUGGCCACGUCAAAAAUCGUCUGCAAGACUAAAUUAUUACGAUGGUGAUUUAUACCUACAACGGGAUUGUGGUUGGAUUUUAAAUAUUUAAAAAUAAUGUGCUUGGCCGUGCGAUCGAAUUUUAUUAUAUACAUAUAUUAAUAAUUACUAUUAGACGCGUGUAAUUUGUAUUUGUAUUGUACUUUUUUUUCAACCAAUACUAUUUGUGUCAUUAUUCUUCCAUCCUCCACGGUGUACAUAUUAUUAUCAGGUACUUAAGUACCUAUACCAAUCGGUUAUAUUUUAUUAAUAUUAUUAUGACUAGGGUUAGGAUGUUUAUGGCCAUAAAAAGACUCUAAAAAAAUUAUUCAAAUAUGCCUAAAAUAUAUCAAAGAUGGAACCUUUGGGACCUACUCUUAAGACAUUAAAAUAUGACAUUAUAAAUUGCGUUAUUCGUUUAAAAUAAUAUAAUACCAAUACAUGUUUAAUAGCACACGUGGUACCUACACCAUACACAUUGAACGUUCGUGUAAAUGGGUAAGUUGUAAUACCAACCUAUGGCAUACUUACCUAUGCCCUAUAAUGGGCAUUACCUACGGUAUGUGAAUGUAUGACACGAUUGAGUAAUUUUCUUUGAUAUCUAAAAUGUAAGAAAAAUACAUACAAUGAAUACCUACAAUUUUACAAAAAGACGACCUAUGGUACAAACGUAAGAACGUUUUAUAAAUAGUAAAAAUGCAUUUAUAACUAAAAGUAUGCAAAACUAAAUUAAAUUUAACUACUAUUCUGUGUCAUACCAGUCAGAUUUAUAAUUUAAACUGAAACGUGCACGACAAAAAAAAAAUAUGUAGCUGGUACAAGUCAUAAACAUCUUAACACUAAUUUAUUGCGAUUGUACGCGACGUGCUGAGAAUGUUCCAUUUUACUAGUCAACUUUAUGGAUAUAAUAAUAUAUCAGUACGACAAUACGCAUUGAUUUUCUAUUGGCAUUUUUAUAUUUGCUCUCUGUUUUACUACUAACAUUAGGCAUACCGUAUUGUUAUAUAGCUAUGUUAUAUGGUACGCGUAUUCAUCAACAGAAAUCCAUGGAUAUUGAUUUCGAUGGAUUUUUUUUUCGAUUUUGCGUUUCAAGGAUGAGACAAUAAUAUUUAUUACUUUUAUAGGUAGGUAUUUAAAAAUAACUCAAAAUAUAGCUACAACUACUACUACUACUACUUUUAUUUAUUUUAUCCUGAAUCGUCGACCCGGUUUAGGACUGCUUUCCCGCCGGGCCGUCAUACAUUAUUUACAAUAAUAUAGCAAGUAGGUACAAUAAAUUACAAUUACAGUUAACAAAAUUACAGAUAUUUUUACCACAAUAAUUUGCAAGUAACGGUUGUGUUCAGCACCUUGGCGUCGGUUUAUCAUCGGUUCGCGUACUGUGGCUGCCCAUUAUUAUUAUUACUACUACUACUACUACUACUAUAAUAAUUAUAAAAUGUUAUAUCAUUGCAAAUAUGGGUUGUAUUAUUAUUACUAUUAUUAUUAUUAUUAUUAUAUUGUUCCUUGUAUAAUCUACAAUAGCCAAAUUGUAGCAAAAUAUGAUCUAUCAUAACAAUUUCAUUAAGGUCUAACAGUAACAUCAAAUUCACAAUACCAUAGUACUAUAGGUAACCUAACCUACCUAUAGUAUAUUAUUAUAGUAUAUUAUAAUUGUUAAGGGCAUUAUCUGUAAUUUACUCAAUACAUAAUAUUACUAUUGUUAUUAUUAAAUUUGAAAUUCAGAAGUACCUACCUAUUGUAAAUUUAACCUACCACGUCAUCGCCGAUUAAUUACCGACAUUUUUAAAUUUUCAGAUAUUAUUUUGUCUAUUCUAUCUUGUUUGAUUUUAAUAAAUAUGGCGUGUACAUCGUGUAUGUCGCAGGAUUUUCAAAAGUUGCCCUAGGAAAUGUCUAUAGGUACCUAUAGAGUUUGUUAAUAAUAUGUAUUGUGUACGGUGUAACUACGUCUAAUAAGUAAUACAAUAAUAUGCCAUCAAUAUUCAAUAUUGCUACAAGUUAUGUCACAGCGUAAAAUUAAACGAAAAGUACCUACCUAUAUGGUUAUUAUUUUUAUUUUUUAAAUUUCCAAAAAAAUUAUGUUUUUUAAAAUAAUAACUUGUGCUUUGUAUGAUUCUAGACGACUAUCCGUAUAAUUUAUUAAAAUUGUAAAUAGACAGAAGACCAAUGCCAAAGAGUAGGAACAAAUUCGAAAUCAUCGUGUUAGGUAUCUCAAAUUGUAUACGACUGUGGUCAGUGACAUGAUAAAUAAUUAUGUAUUAAUAAUACUAUUAUGACAUGUAUUAUUAGUUAUCACUAAUGAAAAUGUAGUACAAAUUAAUUUGAAAGGUGUUGAUGUUUAUUUUUCUCAAAUCGUGUAAUAUCUAAAUAGACGUUUUAUAUUAAUUUUACUUACUUAGGUACUUAGUUGAAAAUAUUGGCUUAAAAAUUUAGAAUUUCUUAUGCAUAAACUAUACCUUCACCUUUUUUUCUUUACACUCGUUAAUUAACAAUCACAUAUCAAUUGAAAAUACUGAUUGUAUUGUAUGCUUUAUUUGACUCUUAAAAUACCUACCUAACUAAGUACCUAACUAAUUACUAAUACCUAAUACCAGACAUACCUAACUAUAUAAAUCAAUAUUGGAGUAUAAUUAAGUGCCUAGUGUAAUAUCAAGAAUAUACCAGAAAAUAUUAGUUCUCAUCCUUGAAUUUAGCUAUGUAAUGUAUCCUAUAGUUCUUAUUAUUAAUUAUAUUGUUUUUACUAUUGUUGAUUACCAACCUUAUGUACGAAAUAAAUUGUAAGGAUAUAAUAUUACUAAUUAACGGACUAGAAAUUUACACAAACCAACUUUUGUCGUUGGUCUAUAACAAUGUAAUUUUCUUGUUCCUUGUAUAAUGUAUAAAGAUUAAGAAUAUAAGAUAAUUUAAAAAAAAAGUGUAGAUUAUUCGUUAUAUAGUUAAAUUUUUGUACAAAAAAAAUUGUUAAUCUAUGACGUGCUAUAAAUAAAAUAUCUACCUACUAAUAGUUCUAAUCAAUAUUAUCAUGUUAUUUACACGCAAUAAUAGUUUUGUUAGUUGACUUAUUGUAGAUAAUUAACUAGAUAGACAAAAUAUGUAUGAUUCAUAUAUGUAAAUAAAUUUUAAAUGUAGUUCCCAAAAUCUAAGCUCAAAAUUGAUCGUGAGGCGACAAUUUUAUUUUAUAUUUAGCUAAAACAACUAAUUUUCCUUGGUACCUAUUUGAUAUUGGUAUUCUGAUAGAAUAUAAACGGUGAUAAUAAUUAAAUUUAAUAACUAGUAAUAUAUUCUUAUUAAUCAAUAAUAAUAUUAUAACAACAUAAAUGAGAUCCGAAAACAAUACAAACGUCUUCAAGCGGUUUAAUGAAGCAUCAUCAAUAUAUAGCAUUUAUUAUUAAAUUACAUUUUAUAUAAUAAAAUAAUUGUUUAAAUUAUGUAUUGAUCAGAUACAUUCAAUUUCACAAAAUUAUUUACAUUUUACUAUCGUAAUCAACAUACACUUGAUUACACCAAGUAAUGAAUAAGGUAUUUUAAUAAAACAUUAAUAUCUAUAGACAAAAUGUGACUUUUUAGAAUAAUUAAAUCCCAUUAAAAUAUAUUAUAAUAAUUGUGUAUACUUUCUACCUAUUUAUAUUAUAUAGAUAUGAUUUUUAUUUCCAAUAUUAAACCAUUAUUAUUACCUUUUUGUAUUCUAAAAAGAUAUCCAUGUCAGAUUUUUACAUUAACAUCAGUUUAAUGGUUCAGAAAUAUUGUAUUUGUGUUGAAAUUAUUAUAAUCAAUUAGAUGUAAAACUUUCUAUUGAAAUAAUUAUGUGUUUUUUAUCAAUCAUUUAUUUAAUAUUCAAUUUUAACUAUUAUUUGGUGGUUUUAUUGUAUACAUUCUAAAAACUAGAACUAAUAAUUAUUAAUGGUGAGUUACAAUACAGUUUAAAUAAUUUGAAACAACAUUAAAAAUUAUUCAUAGACUACGAUCUAUUUAAAUAUUUUUAAUACAUUUUAAUGUAUUACAAAUAUUAUACAUACCUAAUUGUAAAUGGGUAUAUCUUAAAAUAAUGCGUGUCUUUUAAAUAAUUUUAAUGAUAAAAAGUCUUUUACUUGUUUUAUUCUUCCAAAUCAUAUCGUAUUUGUAAUUUUAUAACUAUUAAAAAAACAAAAAAAAAAAUCAAUAAAGCUUAAAUUAUCAGUGAAUAAAAAUUCUAUUUAAUUGCUUGUUAAUAAAUUACAACUAUCAAAAUUAUUAUUCUAUGAAUAAUGAAUAUAGGGAAAAUUGCAAAUUUGAUAGGAUAUUUGAUUUCGUAAUAAUGCUUUUCUGGCAAAUUAAAAUAUUAUGUUAGUUUUUUCAAUAUAUUUUUUUAAUAAUAUACAAUUAUGAUUUUUUAUGUCAAUCACAUUUAAACUCGAAUGUAAUCAAGUGCCCCCUCUUUCCCUAAAAAUAAAUAAAUAAAAUUCAUCUUUUACUACCAUUUUUUUUAAUAACAAUUUAAACCGUGAAAUGCAAAUAUUUUAUGUUAAAUCAAUCAAUCACUAAACAAAUAAAAAUAAAAUGUUAUCAGUUCCACAGAUACAACCGGUCUGGAUUGGCUCACUCCUAUCACAGUUAUUAGUUGUUACUUUCCUUUAUUAAAAUACAAUUAAAACAUCAAACUAACUUAAAAUGUGGGGCUUACACCCAAUUUGAUCGGUAUCCCAUAAUACUUCAAAAAAUCUUUAAAAAACCAAACACCCAAAACCCAUAUAUAAUAUAAUUAGAAUGAUAUUUUUUUUUAAUUCUGGAAUAAUACUUCCGAGUUCUAAAACCUGCUAUAAUUGUUAUCAUAAAAAUGUCAUAUGAUAUAAAAUCUUUUUGUAUGUAUUUUUUACAGUUAUAGUUAAAUGUAAAUAAUUUAAUAUUAAAACUAACAAUAAUAAUUCCGAAAUUCUAAUUAAUAACGAUGAACCAAAUGUAUUUAUUUUUACAUAAUUAUAUUAUGUAUAUAAUAUCUGUUAUUUAAUGCUAAACACAUUAAACUGUACGAACCCACCCUUAUUAUUUUUAUAGAUAACCAAUCACAAUUCACUUAUUAGUAAUUACCUACAUCAAUACAGGACAUACCUACAUAUUAUGCUAUAUCAUAUAAGACAAUUGUGUUUGUUUUGUACGUACCAACCUAUCUAAAUAUUUUAUGUAGAAAUCAUAAGUGCGAAAUUGUAUUAAAUUCUGUAACAUUAUUUCAAAUGUUGUUUUUUUUUUAAUAUAAAUAUAUCUAUUAAUUUUAAGCUUAAUUUGUAUUUGGUGUGAGUAGUAAUGGAACGAAAGCAAUAAAACAGCACAUCUCUUGAUUAUUGAAUCCAUAAUAAUCAUUAUUCAUUAUACAACUUUCAGUUACAAAACCACCACUGAGAUCGUAAAUUAAAUAAUUAUAAAUAAUGAAUUUUAUUUAAGUAUUCAAAUUUAUACAAUAUUACAUUCAACCGUGAGAUAUGCUGAACUUGACUUUUUUCACCUAUUAACUGUUAAAAAUAUAAUUUAUGUAUCUAUUAGAAAAAUGCUUUUGUAAUUUGUAUGAUUGAUAAAAUACCAGUAUGAUUUUUAAAUGUUGACAUCUAUGUUGUUAAAAGUCUAUACCAAUAAAAAUGUUGAU
Metopolophium dirhodum (rose-grain aphid) is the source of this 12047-nucleotide messenger RNA. RefSeq names its product neurexin 1. The coding region runs from base 592 to 5772 and encodes 1726 amino acids. Gene Ontology annotation, molecular function: calcium ion binding. The transcript has 26 exons. Lineage: Eukaryota; Metazoa; Arthropoda; Insecta; Hemiptera; Aphididae. The record is from RefSeq and is a predicted model, not a curated record.